Musca domestica (house fly) is the source of this 1876-nucleotide messenger RNA. RefSeq names its product organic cation transporter protein. The record is from RefSeq and is a predicted model, not a curated record. Gene Ontology annotation, molecular function: transmembrane transporter activity. Gene Ontology annotation, biological process: transmembrane transport. The coding region runs from base 191 to 1840 and encodes 549 amino acids. Gene Ontology annotation, cellular component: membrane. The transcript has 5 exons. NCBI's taxonomy places the organism in Eukaryota, Metazoa, Arthropoda, Insecta, Diptera, Muscidae.
ACGUUUUGUGAUUUUAAAACCAGUCGACAACUGCGGAUGGCAGGCAGAUUGUGAAAUUAGAAUUUGUUUGGAGAUGUGACGGAACAUCGGAAUAUUUAAAAAUCGCUAAUUUCAAGUGGUGUCCUACCAGAAAGACGUACACAUUCGUAACAAAGAGAGAGAAAGUUAACGACAUAGAAAAUCUGUCGCCAUGGAUUUCGAUCGGGUCCUUGAAAAAUGUGGCAAUUUCGGUCCAUACCAAUGGGUGGUCCUUUUGCUAUUCGGUUAUACAAACAUCAUGUCAUCGAUGCACUACUUCUCUCAGACAUUGAUUAGUUUCACGCCGGAACAUUGGUGCUAUCAUCCGCAAAUGGAGAAUAAAUCAUUUGACGAGAUCCACGAUAUAUAUCAACAGUUGCAAAGUCCUCACUGUACCAUGUUGGAUAGUGUGGAUGGAAAUGGUAGCGCAGUGGCAGCGGAUGGUUUGCUGUGUCGAGAAUGGAUUUACAAAAAGGAGGCGGGAUAUGAGAGCAUUACAAUGGAGCUAAAUUGGGUUUGUGACCAGGCUUUCAAUAAUGCUGUUGGACAAUCAUUUUACUAUAUUGGCGCUGUUGUUGGCACCAUCACAUUCGGAUUUUUGGCCGAUAAAAUUGGUCGAUUACCAGCCAUAAUUCUAAGUACCUUAUCCGGGGGUAUUGGCGAUUUUCUGACCUCUUUCGUUAAGUCAGUGCCGAUGUUUUCACUGUGCCGAUUCAUAUCCGGUCUGUCGACGGACACUUUUUAUGUUUUAAUGUAUAUUUUGGCCUUUGAGUACUUGAAUCCCAAGAAGCGUACAUUUGGUUUAAAUAUCACCCCAGCCAUUUUCUAUUGUGCGGGUUUGAUGAUAUCACCCUGGUGUGCCAUGUGGGUGCAUACGUGGCGAAAAUAUCUGCUGGUUGCCUCGACUCCUGUCCUUCUGGUAUUUAUUUAUCCUUUGCUGACCUGUGAAAGUGCCAAUUGGCUGUUGACUCGUAAGAAAUACGAUCGUGCUGUAAAAUGCCUGAAAUGGGUGGCAAAAUUCAAUGGACGCCAUGUGGAGGAGAGUGUUUUCGAAGAGUUUGUCGAUUAUUAUAAGCAAAAAAUCGAAAUGGAAGAGAAGAAGAUCAAAAACAAUGACACCUUUUGGGGAAUGUUCAAGACACCUCGGCUGAGGAAAUUUACCAUAAUUUUGCUGAUAAAGAGCGUCAUCAUAACAAUGUCCUUCGAUAUAAUUUCCCGUAAUAUGGAAGGCUUGGGUUCGGAACCCCUGAAACUAUUCUCCUAUACCUCAGCGUGUUAUAUUCCUGGAGGCCUUACCAUCAUAGCAUUCCAAAAUAUAAUUGGCCGUAAGGGUAUGGCCAGCAUAUCCUUGCUGUUGGGUGGUAUCAUCACCGCCAUUACCGGUUUCUUGGUGGCAUUUUUGGAUCCAAAAGUCAAUGCCACUUUGCUGGCUAUUAUGGUGGGUUUGGGACGUUAUGGUGCCGUUGUGGCCUAUGAUGCUGAAGCCCAAUAUUGUACGGAGAUUAUACCGACCAGUGUUCGAGGACGUGGUGUGGCCAAUAUACAUGUCAUUGGUUAUGCUUGUAGUUUCCUCAAUGCCUAUGUUCUCUAUCUGGCCAAUUUCUAUCGGCCGUUGCCAUCGAUUUUCAUUAGCAUAAUUAUGUUGGCCGGGUCGGUGCUGUGCCUAUUUUUACCGGAGACAUUAAAUAAAAAACUGCCAGAUACCCUCAGUGAUGGUGAAGUCUUUGGCAAAGGAGAGAAAUGGUAUUUCUUCCCAUGUUGCGGCAGCAGGGGCCAGGGCAAAACAGAAGACAGCGACGAGAAACAAAAUACUCGUCUGUAAUUAAUUACAGUUUUAUAGGAAUAAUUUUUAUAGAGU